This is a messenger RNA of Elgaria multicarinata webbii, 2650 nucleotides long. RefSeq names its product GRB2 associated binding protein 2 (gene GAB2). Bases 103 to 2034 code for a protein of 643 amino acids. Gene Ontology annotation, cellular component: cytoplasm. NCBI's taxonomy places the organism in Eukaryota, Metazoa, Chordata, Lepidosauria, Squamata, Anguidae. The transcript has 10 exons. The record is from RefSeq and is a predicted model, not a curated record. Gene Ontology annotation, molecular function: transmembrane receptor protein tyrosine kinase adaptor activity. Gene Ontology annotation, biological process: signal transduction.
GGGGAAGUGGUCUGCUCGGGCUGGCUGCGCAAAUCGCCGCCGGAGAAGAAGUUGAGGCGAUACGCAUGGAAGAAACGAUGGUUCAUCCUUCGCAGUGGCCGCAUGAGUGGAGACCCAGAUGUGCUGGAGUAUUACAAGAACGACCAUUCCAAGAAGCCGUUGCGUGUGAUCAACCUCAACUUCUGUGAGCAAGUGGAUGCCGGCUUAACCUUCAACAAGAAGGAACUGCAGGACAGUUAUGUCUUUGACAUUAAGACCAGCGAAAGGACCUUCUAUCUUGUUGCUGAAACGGAGGACGACAUGAACAAGUGGGUUCGCAGCAUUUGCCAGAUCUGCGGAUUCAACCAAUCGGAAGAGAAUACAGAUUCUUUAAGAAACAUUCCUGCCGUCAGUCACGGACCGCGUUCAUCCCCGGCCGAGCUCAGUGGCUCCAAUCAGCGGCUGCUGCGAGAACGGAAGUCGUCCGCUCCUUCGCACUCGAGCCAACCCACCCUCUUCACAUUUGACUCCCCCUCUAAUCACAUCCGGACCACCCUUUCAGCCAGCGCCCCGCAAGACUAUCUCUUCCUGCACCAGUGCAUGAGCAAGAAAUCGGAGAACACCAGGAGCGCUAGUUUCUCUCAAGCCACGAGAUCCUCGUUCUUCAUGAGAAGCGACCCAUCUGUUCAGAAGCUCUCUCAGGGCAACGGGCACUGUGUCAAUGGGACGGGCGGACAGGUCCAUGGCUUCUACAGCUUGCCCAAGCCCAGCCGACACAACUCAGAGCUCAGGGACAGUGCCUACGACCUCCCGAGGAGUUUCGGAUGCUAUGCCCACACCAAGUCCAGCCUCACGGGCUCCGAGACGGAUAGCGAGGAGGUCUAUACCUUUAAGACCCCCAACAAUACCCUUUGCAAGGACUUUGGAGAGCUCUCCACAGACUGCUAUGACGUCCCCGGCACCCCUUUGUCAAUUUAUCAGAUCCCAAGGACAUUCACGCUGGACAAGAACCACAAUGCCCUGGCCGUGGCCUCCAGUGAAACUCCUGCCACACCUCCUCCUAGGCCUCCGAAGCCAGGGCAGGCGGAGUCACGGUGGGGCAGUUCCCAACAGCGUCUGCUGGACAGCGAAGGCCUAGGCGUGGGCCCGGUGGCUGCUACCAUUCCCAGAAGGAACACGCUGCCGGCUGUGGAGAACUGCAGGUUGCACCGAGCUUCUUCCUGCGAGACGUACGAAUAUCCCCAGCACAGCAGCGGUGCUGCAGUUCAGUCUGCGGAGUCUGUGAAUGUCGGUCUCAAUUCAUAUCUGCAAAACAAAUCGACGGUGGCUCGCUCCCACAGCGCUGACUCGGAGGACAACUACGUCCCCAUGAACCCGGGUUCCUCGAUCCUGCUCAACAUGGAGAGGUCGAAUGACAAUUCCCAACAGCUCUACAUCCCUAUGAGCCCUGGGCCUCAUCACCUGGAUGUGAUGGGCCUGUCGUCUUCUAAUUUCCCAGUUCAUAAAGGCAGCAGCAGUUCCCAGCUACAUCGGCGGAUGAGUGAAAUCCAGCCCCCACCCGUCAACCGCAACCUCAAACCAGAUCGCAAAGCAAAGCCAACACCUCUGGACUUGAGGAACAACACAGUCAUUGACGAGCUUCCCUUUAAAUCGCCCGUCACUAAAUCCUGGUCGAGGCCCGGCCAGACUUUCAACUCCAACUUUUCCCAGUACUGUCGUCCCAUCUCUACCCAGAGCAUCACCAGCACGGACUCAGGAGACAGUGAAGAAAAUUAUGUAGCCAUGCAAAACCCAGUCUCUGCAUCUCCCAUUCCCAGCGGCACCAACAGCCCGGCCAUGAAAAAGAGCACAGGAAGUGUCGAUUACCUGGCCCUGGAUUUCCAGCCGAACUCACCUAGCCCGCACAGAAAGCCUUCCACGUCGUCGGUGGCCUCAGACGAGAAGGUCGACUAUGUCCAAGUUGACAAGGAGAAGACGCAAGCCUUGCAGAGCACCAUGUUGGAAUGGACCGACGUCCGGCAGUCUUCAGAGCCCACCAAGGCAGUGAAGCAGUAACGGCGGGAGGUAGAUCGGAGUCGAAGGGGAAGCCUUCCGGAAGGGCAGAGACCCAAUAGUUCCACGCACCAAGGCUCGUUUUUCUGCCGUCGUUAUACGACGGAGGAGGAUGGGGGAGAGUUUGGCUUUGGAAGCAAACGUAACUUCAGGGGAAGACACGGCUGAUACCGUGUGCCCGUGCUAAAGGUGCCUGGACUCCUGCUGUUGUUGAUUAGCUGCUGGAUAAAUUACCUGAGAAAUUCAACAUAGCAAUACUGGGAUUGUUGACUCCCCGCAUGCUUGCAAUCAUUGCUGAAUCCACUGCUGUCACCAUCUUCACCAACCGAUGUCCAUUUGGUGGAAUUCCAGCCUUCUUCUGGAAGCUUCCACCUCACCCUCGCCUUCCUCUUCCACCUCCUGACCUUUCGCAGAAAACAAUGGCCAACUGUUGGCAGUAACGCUGUUCGAUUUUCAAUGAAACAUUGUCUUUUGGCGUUCGGUGUCAAUUGCAGGCAUUCGUGUCUCUAAAGCACUUAAAGGAGUUUUCCUCGUGGGGACAGGAGCGGAGGAAAACGAUCAUUGCUCCCUGUCAUAUAUCAGCAUCUUGAAAAAUGGAUGUUUGCGUGAGCUGAAAAUA